Messenger RNA from Rotaria sordida, 763 nucleotides. The record is from the annotation of a GenBank genome assembly. NCBI's taxonomy places the organism in Eukaryota, Metazoa, Rotifera, Eurotatoria, Philodinida, Philodinidae.
AUGUACUUGGGUCUGUUCAUAUUGUUUUAUUCUUUCAUUUUUAACGAUGGAAAACAUUUCAAUGGAGGAACUAUUCGAUGGGCUCCCAUUGAUCCUUAUGAUAAUUCCUCUUCAAUUGAUAUUACUAUUACACAGUCUUAUUCAUGGACAUAUCCAUAUGUAAAAUGUCUCAACAAUGUACCAAUCUCGACUAGCACAUGGGCUAAUGCUAACACUAAUCUAACUUGUGUUGUUGACUGUUCGACUGAUGGUGGUUAUUCUAAUACGUCAGUUAAUAUUCUCACCGAUUGUACAUCAGCUAGUUCAUCAUUGCAAAUGAUGACAAGUGAACGAUCGAAAAAUAUUACUCUAUUUGCUGAUGCACAUUUUUAUCUAGCUAAUAGAGGAAAUGCUUGGGCGCCGUUAAAUGAUCCUGCUGAAACAGGUCUUGAAUGGUCUAUUGUAACAUAUAUCGAUCUUCGCAAACGACCAGAUGGAUUUAUUAAUACUCCACCUGUUGCUUCGAUUGUUUCUCCACAAUAUGUCAUUGUAAAUAGAACAUUACAAAUUGAUAUUCCUGUUUCAGAUGCCAAUGCCAACGAUGAUGUACGUUGUCGAUGGUCGACAUAUACAUAUGGAUAUCGAAGACGAAAGCGAUCCAACAAGGAAGAAUAUAUCAAGCAUCGAUCUGACAUUAAUUUUUACGAACAAGCAGCUAAUGAUAGAGAACUGAUUCGUAUUAGGGAAAAAAGAAGUUGUUCUGGCUGCACCAGUUCAUGCCCAA